AUGCCACCGUUCCUCUCCACAUUCCGGUCUCGGACCAACUCGCUGCUCGAGACCAUCACCGGCGUCAUCCCCGACUCGCCGCCCGAUGGCACCUUCAAGGACCGCUCCCUCACCUGCCGCAAGUGUGGCAACCGCUUCCGCGAUGCUCUCGAACUUAGCUCUCACUUCAACCUCCUUCCACACCACUCGGACUACUCGGACAGCCACGACUAUGCCUCCUUCAUCCGACCCAAAGCUAGACGCACCAAAAUAGCCCCAGCCCCUCUUGUCGAUGCCGCCGAGCCUGCACCGGUCGCUGCCGGCUUCAGCGAGGCGGAGGCAUUCUACGCCGUGCAGGACAAAGAGAACAGGAUCGAUCGCCCCGCGCUCCUGCGCAAGUUCCCCACGCUUUCGAACCUGACUACCGCCACAAGUGCCGAGCAACAACCGAUGCAGACGGGCACCGACUAUGCGGACGGAGAUGGCGCUCCGCAAAGUCCUAGCGCAAAGGCAAAGGGCAAGCAGAAGGCGUUUCCGCUACUGCGAAGAGAAGACUCAUAUCCCUUCGGUCAGCCGCUAUACUCGUCAGACGAAGAUGAGGAUUCAAAAGCACCUGGGCCUUCCAGUGCACCUCAGAUUAGCUCUCUGCGAUCGCGUGCACGAAGCGCGACAACUCAAGCCCUUAUGCCCGAGCCUGCUCUCCCACCUCGUCCUCGCAGCUCCACCUCGUCGUCUGUCGCAUCCAAAUCCACCAUCUCCCGGCGUCAAGCGCCACCGCUCCCGCCCAAGAUCCCCGCUUUCGACUGGGAAAACGACGAUGCCGCCUCGAUCCACUCGGACGCAAGCUUCUGUACGGCCGGCUCCACCGAGCAUCCAGACGAGAAAGCUGCCUUCAAGAAAGACUCCAAAGCAGGCUGGGGUAGCUCGAAAGCAAGCGACCGCGACCAUAGCGCGAGUGUGAGUGCGAGGGACAAGAGGCGACACGAUCGUCGUCCCGACAACAUGCGUCACAUGAGCGAGUCGGAUCUUCUGCUUCACAGCGCCGACGCCCCAGACUACGAUGCGCCGCCAUCCUACCACGAGCUGCACGGCGAUACAGACCCUUUCGACGAUCUGACUUCCCGGACCGGGUCGGCAUCGCGCCCGCAUGCGUCUCGACGAGCGCACUCGCGCUCGGAGGGUUUCGCUUCAAUGCCAACGUCGCCCAUCAACCGACUUCACAUCGGCACAUCCCAACGGCCGCGCCGGUCCACCAAUGCAUGGCUCGCGUCCGCAUCACCCGUGUUCCCUGUCAGCUUUGCCUCUGCCGCCCAUCCAUGGAGCACUGGCGAGAGCGAGCUCUACUCCAGCAACGACGCCAAGCCCAAGCUUGACGCCUCGCUUCCACCCCUUGCAGCCUCGUCGGCGCUAUCCUCGCCCGCCUCGCCAUCGAGCCCAAGCACGCCGUUUGCGGCGUUCGGCGACCUGCCGCGUUCGUCGUCGCCGUUCGCUCUAACGCUUCCGAAUCCUCCGCAGAAUCCGUCCAACGCGCGAUCUAGCGAGGCAGGCGCAACGAGAAAGCGCCAUACCAGUCGAGCAAAGUCCGACGCCGCAGCUCCGAGCACCCGCUGCCCGACUUGCUUCAACAAGUUUGCCUCGCUCGACAAGACGCUCGAGCACAUGGACAACUCCGACUGCGGCGCCAUCGAGUUCGAGAGCGGCAUCAUGUAG
Messenger RNA from Moesziomyces antarcticus, 1689 nucleotides. RefSeq lists its product as uncharacterized. The transcript has a single exon. The record is from RefSeq and is a predicted model, not a curated record. Lineage: Eukaryota; Fungi; Basidiomycota; Ustilaginomycetes; Ustilaginales; Ustilaginaceae. Bases 1 to 1689 code for a protein of 562 amino acids.